UCUCCCUACUUCCGGUGUGAAGGCGGGGGUGUGUUGCCUGUAGCAGCUCGCGCCCCACCCUCUGUUGUUGUUGUCAUUAUAACUGAACUGUCGCGUGCUGUGGCUCGUGCUGCGGCCGUUAACCUGCUCUCAUUAACGGAGCCGCCGCCCGGGAGCUGGCUCGCUCUCCGCGCGCAUGCAGCAGAAUGGCUCGAGCGGUCCUAACGGUUCUAACGGUUCUAACGGCUCUGGUUCCGACCGGCAGCAGCAGCACCAGGCGGCUCGGUCCUUCAGCCCGCUGCUGUCCGGCGGCGGCGGCGCCUCGACGCGGGUCCGCCGGUUCAUCCAGGAGCGGAGGACGCUGCCGCUGCCGCUGCCCAGAGUGAUGGUGGUGUUCUCGGCCGCGGGAGAACCAGACAAACCGGGCGAUGCCAUGUUGUCCGUGCCCGGCUGCGGCUCCGGCUCCGGCUCCGGCUCGGACUGCGCGGCCGCGGAGGACUUCAGGAAACCGGCCUCCACUACACCCAGCUACACCCUCACCAAGCCGCUCCGCUCCUCCAUCAACACCCAGGAGCAGGAGUUUCCAGAGGUCAUCUCUCUGAACGUUGGGGGCACGUACUUCACCACCCGCCUGUCCACACUGCGGCGAUACGAGGACACCAUGCUGGCCGCCAUGUUCAGCGGGCGUCACUACAUCCCACGUGAUGCGGAGGGACGCUACUUCAUCGAUCGGGAUGGAACACAUUUUGGGGACAUCCUGAACUUCCUGCGAGAAGGAGAGCUCCCUCACAGGGACCGGGUGCGAGCGGUGCACAGAGAGGCUCAGUACUACGCCCUCGGCCCGCUGCUGGACAGCCUGGAGGACACUCAGCCGCUCACCGGGGAGAAAGUUCGGCAAGCUUUCCUCGAUCUGAUGCCCUACUACAGAGACAAUCUGGAGCGUAUUGUGGAGAUCGCCAAACUGAGAGCCAUGCAGAAGAAGGCGCGGUUCGCCAAGUUGAAGAUCUGCGUCUACAAGGAGGAGAUGCCGAUCACGCCGUACGAGCGUCCCCUUUUUAACUCUCUGCGUUUCGAGCGUUCGGACAGCGAGUCCAAGCUCUUCGAGCACCACUGCGAGGUGGACGUUUCCUUCGGACCCUGGGAGGCGGUGGCGGACGUUUACGACCUGCUGCACUGCAUCGUCAGCGACCUGGCCGAGCGCGGCAUCACCGCCGAGCAGCAGUGCAUCGGCGUCUGCGACAAGCACCUUAUCAACCACUACUACUGCAAGAGGCCCAUCUACGAGUUCAAGAUCACGUGGUGGUGAAGCUGGAGGGAGACGGGGAGUCGGGGCUGAUGGGACCAAAAAGCAAAAGGAUGGAUGUUCCCUUUUUACUACAACUCGGCCGAUAUUGGUUUUUAUAUUGAAGUCGCCAAUAUUUUGGGCUGAUGUCUUAAAAUGUGACCCUUUAAAUCAUGCUUCAACAUAUUCUGUUACCCCUAAAUAUUUUUAUCUUCUUUCUUUUCAAACUGAAAAAUUACAAAUUACAUUUAGUUUCCAGUUUAUUAGGUACACCUGGCUAAAACUAACACUGUUUAAUACAAAAAUCCUGCAAUAAAUCUAAAAUUGAAGGAGGAUUUAUUGCAGGAUUUCUUUGUAUUAGACUGCACUAGUUUUAUCUAACUGAUAAACCGAGUGUGAAUACCAAAGUACUACUACUACUUUAAAGAGUAACCCCUUGAAAACCCAGUUUUUGCUCACCUCCAGUGGUUUAACGUCUCACCUUGAAGCAGUGAUAUACAGGUGUACUCCAGGACCUCGUGACAUCACUGUCGGUUGUGGUUACAAGUGCAUCAAAAACAACCAACAGUUAUGAAAAAGAGGUGAAACAGGUUUCAAACUUUCAACCAGAGAGUUCAGUUACUAUUUAAAGGUCUAUUCUUAAAGGAAUAGUUCACCUAAAAACAAUAUAAAUUGUAUAUAGUACUCACCUCUCGAGGCUCUCUGUGGUCCCAGAAAUAGUUUUCUAUCGAAUGGCGUUAAGGAGACCGAAUGAAAGACGGCGAAAAAUGUUAUAAUACGUCUGAAAAACGUUCUGAAAAUUCCUGUGCAGCAUUAUCCAAGUGUCUUGUAUCCAUUCGAGGGCUCAUGGAAAUCCAAACGCAACGAAUUUCCUUAACGCCAUUCGAUAUAUACAACUUUUUCUGGGGGACCAAAUAGAGCCGACGGAGGUAAGUACUGUAUACAAUGUAUGCUGUUUGGGGGUGAACUAUCCCUUUAAGUUACUAUUUAAAGGUCUAUCCUUAAAUUAUGAUAUUUUAGGGUGAGUUUCAGACGGGUUGUGGUCGCGCUCAGAGUCCAGCACAGUCACUGUAGUUACAUGCAAGUUUCAAUUUUAAUAAAUAUUUUCGCCGAACAGCAGCCACUGUGGCCAUAAAUGACAAAAAAAGGGAUAAUUGUAAAUGCUUAAAUGUAGUAUAACAAGUUAUGAAGUUAGUAAAUUGACUUAGUAAUUAGUGCAUAUUUAGGUUACGCACACAACUUUUAAUUUCUAAGAGAAAGGACGUGACAUUUCUUCUUUCAAAUGCUACAUAGUCUUGCUUUAAGGUGCGUAACCUCGACCCUAAAAAGUGUCUUUUUUAGGCUUCAAAUCAAAAUGUUCUAUUUCUAACUUGCAUGUGUGAAACUACAGAGACUGUUAGUUGGAGUUCUGUGGCUGACGAAGGACUGAAGCUGCAAAAAUGUGCAAAAAAUCGAAAGUCUGAGAUGAUUGUUGCAUCAGAAGUGGGUUUCAUGACUGUAUCAUUUAAAAGUCAAUUAAUUUAUUAUAUUUAUAAUUUCCCCCAUUAACGUUUUCCUAGCUUUGCCCCUAACCUGGGUUGGUACAGUAUGUGAUUGUGGGUCCAGAACCGUCUCGCCACAUUUCCAGAACAAAGAAAUGCCCUUGUAGUAAAUAUUGAAAUAUUGUAAAGUAGGUAAAGUCUGAAGUCAGAUCUGUAUUUUUUAGGACUAAGUUUUGUUUCAGGAUGCAGAUGAACUGUGAGCCUGUUCCUUUUUUUGGAUAAAACAGAGUCUAUUUUAAUUAUGCAACCUCCUGAGGAGCGUGUUUUUAAAGAUGUGAGAAAGGUCCGGGUGGUUUCCGUUUUGUCGGUUCUUCACAUUUUACUCGAAGAUAGCUGAAGUUGUUGCACACUAAUGCAGAAUGAGCAGAUGAAACAGUUUACACAUUCAUCCAUUGUUUCUUAGUUAGAAAAUGUAUAUUUAUUAUAGUCACUUUCACAGAGAGAAUUAUUAUUUAAUGUCAUCUUCCAUUCCACGUUUUCCAACAUUAUGAAAUUCACCGAGUCAGAGCUAAGUUAAAUGUUAUUUUUCCUACUGUACUUGAUAAAGAAGUUGAAGCACUUUGUGAUUGUUACCAAUAUAUCAUUUUAUUUUACCUCAAGUGAAGGAUAGAAAGCAACCGUUCAUUUAUAACACUUGUUUUGUUGUUGUACUUUUAACAGAUAAAUGCAGGAGACAUGCAACAAUGCUAAUCUUUGUUUACACUAUGUUUAUGUUUGCAAUAUUGUUAUUUAUCUAUUUCUGUUAGCUUCUAGGAAGCUGUAGUUCUACAGUAUUAUUUGUUUGCAGUGAAAAAGAAAUGUCAUUUUUUAUUAUUUAUGGUAAGUAAAAACUGUUAAAUGCUU
This is a messenger RNA of Sebastes umbrosus (honeycomb rockfish), 3645 nucleotides long. RefSeq names its product potassium channel tetramerization domain containing 7 (gene kctd7). Bases 176 to 1285 code for a protein of 369 amino acids. NCBI's taxonomy places the organism in Eukaryota, Metazoa, Chordata, Actinopteri, Perciformes, Sebastidae. Gene Ontology annotation, molecular function: protein binding. The record is from RefSeq and is a predicted model, not a curated record. Gene Ontology annotation, biological process: protein homooligomerization. The transcript is spliced from 4 exons.